Messenger RNA from Bacidia gigantensis, 3174 nucleotides. RefSeq lists its product as uncharacterized. The transcript is spliced from 2 exons. Bases 1 to 3174 code for a protein of 1057 amino acids. Lineage: Eukaryota; Fungi; Ascomycota; Lecanoromycetes; Lecanorales; Ramalinaceae. The record is from RefSeq and is a predicted model, not a curated record.
AUGCCUCUCGAUUCCUCACACACAGAAUUCAAUGACAGCGCCGAGAUCAAUGCCUCCCUCUCCGAUCAGAAUGUCGCAAUCCUCUACGAGAUCGUACAGUAUGCCGAAAACCAUGAGCAAGUUAACACCUUCCCUUUUCGAGCAAUAUUCGCCGCGUAUGAGCAUGUAUUGCCACAAUAUGGACUCGAUUCAGCACAUGAUCAGAUCUAUUUGCGCUUCCUAUUCAGAUUGCGGGACAAAAGUCGAAAGAACGAACCUCUUUUCCAAAGCUUCUUGCGUCUUCUGCGGGAGCUUGGGAUACAGAUUGAAUUCAAUAACGACGAGGAUGCAGCGCAAAGGCAAACGAAAAACAUGGAAGAGCUUGGAUUGGCAAGCGUUGGGACUGCGCCAAGUCCAAGACGAUUGCGCCGAGCUUCCUUCAAUUCCAUAUAUGACGCUGAAGACGAAAGCACCAAAGUCAUAUCAGCAACCUCACGGUUGCGCCCACCCUUUUCCGAUGCUGGUGCAGGGAACUCUUCCAUUGCAAAGGCGAAAGCUUCUGUGGGGUCGGCGAAAAAGCAUUCUGGGGAGAAACAACGUGGGGAGAUUACGAGGUUGGCCUCGGAACCUGUGGGAAGGGGGCUGAGACGAGAGGAUCUUGGCCUUGAUGACGAAAACCCUCAGCAUGCGCAUCAGCGCGUCCACAUGUCACAUGAGCCAGAGCACAAGCAACGGCAAAAAUCGGAACAGGCUCGACCAGGAGUGCCUACCAAACCUUCAGGGGAUAUAUCUCUGUCUUCGAAUACGUCAACUAGUGGUCAGCAUGAUGAGCCAGAGUCCCAGUCGCUGAUACGAAUCAAUCCUCGGGAACGUCUGUACAAUCCCUCUAGGACGCAGCUGCUCCGGGAUGCUGAGACCUUUCAGUACUACCGAAUCCGCUUGGUUACCGCAGAUAUCAUUGAGAAGUGGUGUGACGCUGCCCUCAAAGCAAACAACCACGCAGAGCAUUUACACCGUAUCGCUGUGGCUCGCGACACUGAGGUGCUAGUGCGUCAAGCGUUUGAGCAUUGGCGAGCAAGAUUGCAUGCUCGAAAGCAAGCUGCUCAAAUUCGACAGUUCUAUGCAAAGCUGGAGAAGAGAGCCGAGAAAGCCCGAGAUUUGUACUUACUUAUUAAGGCCUUCACUCAUUGGGCUCAGAGCGCCGACGAUGAAAAUUUCCAGCGCUGUGCAGCGAGACAACAAACUUUAGGCAUCAAGUGCUUUCAUGCUUGGAGGAGCAUUACUGUAGAGAAUCAAAACAAGGUACAUAAUCAGGGGCUGAAAAAGUUCUUCGGCGUAUGGGAGCAACACUGCAUUCAGAACUGGACGAGUAUUGCAAAAGUUGGCCUCCUGCACCAGGAAAAACUUGUGCGGAGUGCAUACCGGCAACUUUUCUGGAGCUUCUGUGAGAGACGAGCCCCUGAAUGGCACGUGCAGAGACUGAAGCAACGAAUUUUUCUAUCGUGGACCAGCAAGACGAGACGAUAUGGAAGACAGUCGAAGCUAGCAGCAAAUGAUCACUCUAUGCAAUCUAAAUUCCGGGGCUUUCGAAAAUGGGUUGCAAAGGCACGGCAGUGCCAGGUGAAUACCGGUAACGCAAUGAUAUUCAAUCACAGCAGAACCAUCUUGACGCCCUUGAGAUCUUGGAGCCGCGGUGGGCAAUUUGCUCCUUUAGCGAAACAGAUUUCCAAUAUAGUAGAUUGGAGGGUUGCUGGCUCAACCUUUGCCCUGUUUGUGAACAAAUUUCGAUACGAAAGACAAGCUGAAAAGCUUGAUCAAUUUCGAAUACUGAGAUUCAUUUGGACAAGGUGGAACGAUCGUCUUCGUUGGCAAACACUAAGGCAACGUGUUGAUGACAGAGUCUUUUUUGAGAACCUCUACAAGUGGAUGAUAGCAUGCCGAUAUCUACUCCUACGGCGGCUUCACGACCAACGCAUCAAGCGACGCUUUCUUCGGACUUGGACAGAAAGGCUCGCAGCAAGCAAAGGCCAAGACGAAAUUGCUUCCGACAUGAUUCAGCGCCAAAGAAGAAGCGCCACAUUGCGCAAAAGUUUGGCAGGCUGGCUCAGCCAUCUUAGGGACCUUCGCUGGUCGGAAAGCGUUGCUCUUGAAUUCUACUCCCCCAAGAUUUCGAUUGAGACGUUGGGGCUUUGGAAGAGUAAAGUUAAUAGCGUUCAGGAAAUAAUUAAUUGGGUCGACCAUGCUCGAGUCUUCUUCCUGGAACGGCGCUUUUUGAGGGUUUGGAGCAAGGCUGUCCAUGAAUCUCGGCGUCGUAAACGCCGCGAGGCGUACAUUCAAGUGCGCCGAAAGUCGAAGAUAAGACUGGCUUCUGACUGCCUGCAGGACUGGCGUCUUCAAACAUCUCGGAAAUUAAAGAUGGAUCGGGAGGCCAUGGGGGCUGAUCAGCAACGACUCCUCCGAUUUGGGACGAAGAUAUUUGAUAUAUGGAAAAACGCAUAUGAGCUUGUGCUUGAUCAAGGACUGGAUGCCUCCGAAUAUUACGAAAAUUCCUUGCUUCGACAAACCGUUCAUCUUUGGAACCAUCGAGUCAAUCUUAUAUUCGAGAUGGAGGAGACUGCACUAGCAAAUGCGGAUUUGUAUACACAAAAGGCUGCUUUUACUUUUCUGCGUAAAAUAAGCCUCCGGAUCAUCGAAUCGAGAGCUCAGCAAGGAAAAGUGGAAAGACUCAAGCUUAAACAUGAAAGACGUCAUUUUCACGAUUGGCUUCGAAAAUGGCGAGAGAUCACCGCUGCACGACAGAACAGGCCUCAACCAAGUUCGACUCUCCCAGCGAGGACCAGGAAGUCAAGGAUUGUCGCACGAGCUGAACCGCUCGGUGCUACCAGACGUGCUGAAGAAUGGACGGAACUUGACACGAAAGACUGGACUCCGACGCUUGAAGCGCAAACAAGUUCGACACCCUUACCCGGCUAUCUCAGUACACCUUCAAGGCGGGCUGCAAGGGCGAGAUCGAUGGCGAAAUCUACCACGCCAACAGGCACGCCCUUUCAGAACCGCUUGAGAGCCGAGCUCAACACUACGCCAGGCUCGUCUAGACAAACGCCGUUCAGCAGAUCUACAGUCUUGAGAAGGAAUAAUUUUGGGGCGAUAUUGGAAGACUCGCCCGGUACAGCUAGGUCCGACAGCGAUGAGUGA